AUGUCAUUGCCUGCUUCCUUUGACUUGACUGCUGAAGACGCCAAGUUGUUGUUGGCUGCUAACGUCCACUUGGGUUCCAAGAACGUGAUUGUGCACAACAAACCAUACGUUUAUAAGACCAGACCCGAUGGUGUCAACGUGAUCAACAUUGGUAAAACAUGGGAAAAGAUCGUAUUGGCUGCUAGAACCAUUGCUGCCAUCCCAAACGCUGCUGACGUUGCCGUGUGUUCGUCGAGAACCUUUGGUCAAAGAGCUGUGUUGAAAUUUGCCGCUCACACCGGUGCCACCCCAAUUGCUGGUAGAUUCACUCCAGGUAACUUCACCAAUUACAUUACUCGUUCUUUCAAGGAACCAAGAUUGGUCAUUGUUACCGACCCAAGAACCGAUGCCCAGGCCAUCAAGGAGUCGUCGUACGUUAACAUUCCCGUCAUUGCUUUGACCGACAUGGACUCUCCUACCGAUUACGUUGACAUUGCCAUCCCAUGUAACAACAAGGGUAAGCACUCGAUCGGUUUGAUCUGGUGGUUGUUGGCCAGAGAGGUGUUGAGAUUGAGAGGAAUCAUUCCUGACAGAUCCACCGAAUGGUCUGUGAUGCCCGAUUUGUACUUCUACAGAGACCCAGAAGAGAUUGAGCAAAAUGCUGCUGAAGAUUCCAAGGCUGAGGAUGCUGAAGAGGCUCCUGUUGCCGACGCCGAGCCCGACUGGUCCGGAGAGACCGAAGACGUCGACUGGGCCGAGUCCGGUGCCACCCCUGCUGCUGAGGAGGCUGCUGCUUCCAACUGGUAA
Molecule: messenger RNA, 786 nt
Organism: Meyerozyma guilliermondii ATCC 6260
Lineage: Eukaryota; Fungi; Ascomycota; Pichiomycetes; Serinales; Debaryomycetaceae
Gene: YST1
Product: 40S ribosomal protein uS2
Exons: 1
Coding region: 1-786 (261 amino acids)
Biological process (GO): cytoplasmic translation; ribosomal small subunit assembly
Cellular component (GO): cytosolic small ribosomal subunit; ribosome; 90S preribosome
Molecular function (GO): structural constituent of ribosome
Source: RefSeq, a predicted model, not a curated record